Messenger RNA from Gadus morhua (Atlantic cod), 2337 nucleotides. RefSeq lists its product as uncharacterized. Bases 43 to 2337 code for a protein of 764 amino acids. Gene Ontology annotation, molecular function: GTP binding; protein binding. Lineage: Eukaryota; Metazoa; Chordata; Actinopteri; Gadiformes; Gadidae. The record is from RefSeq and is a predicted model, not a curated record. The transcript has a single exon.
UCCUUAGCCAACAACAACUUUGAACCACCUUCGAAGCCAGAGAUGAACACGGGUGACAUAACCCAUACCAGUGUAACACUGAAUAUUUCCCCACCUCAAUUUGGGUUAACAACAGUCACCCACUACGCUGUUGAGUUCUGUGUCCUUGGAGAUGAUGUUUGGCAUCAACAAAUAGAGAGCAAGGCUGGAGAUGUUACAGUGUCCGGCUUGAAGAUUAAUGAAGAGUAUCAGUUCAGAUGUAGAGCCUGCUGCGCAGUCGGCCUCGGUCCGGCCUGUGAAGAUUGCCCUUUAAUUAAACUCUUACCAUCCAGUCCUCCAGAAAAACUACAAGUGGAAUGUUAUUCUACAGAGUUAUCAGUCAGCUGGGAGAAACCAUCUGAGCUUGGACGUGGAGUGGAGACCAAGCAAUACAUAUUAGAAUAUGCUAAAACAUCUCUAGAAGUGAACCCUGAAGAAUGUAUAUGGAGCAAACCAAUAUUCAAAGCCAACGACUCCCAACUAGUCAAAGUCAUUCCAGGGCUGCAGCCUUCAACGCGAUACACUGUCCGGGUCAGAUGUGACUGUGGAGUUUCUGGCCUUGGCAAAGAGGAAUCAGUAGUUGUGUGCACAAAAAAGCUAUCUGAUAAACUGGCUGCAUCAAUCAAAGCAUCGAGCAAGGAAAUAAAACCUGGUUCUCCUUCAGUUUUCAAGUUACCCCUGAAGAAAAACGAUAUUAGGAUAGAUGGAUGCAAGAGGUACACAUUUGGCAAGGAAAGCAUGAAGCCAAAUCGCACUGUCAUGUUUCUGGGGGCAACAGGUUCAGGGAAGUCAACUCUGAUCAAUGGAAUGAUCAACUACAUCCUGGGCAUAGAUUGGAAAGACUCUUUCCGCUUCAAACUAAUCAAUGAGGAUCAGUCGAGGUCACAAGCUGAAAGUCAGACUACCCACGUAACUACCUACGAAAUCAACCACCGAGAAGGCUUCAAAGUUCCAUAUUCUCUGACCCUUGUUGACACUCCGGGUUUCGGGGACACAAGGGGAAUAGAGAGUGACAAGGCCAUCAGAGAGCAGAUCAGGAGUCUCUUCACCUCGGCAAAGGGAGUCUUUGAGAUAGAUGCAAUUUGUUUUGUCACCCAGGCCUCUCAAGUAAGACUAACAGCUUCACAGAAGUAUGUGUUCGAUUCGGUGCUGUCCAUCUUUGGUAAAGACGUGGUGGAAAACAUUUGCAUUCUGGUCACAUUUGCAGACGGUCAGCAGCCUCCUGUUCUUGAGGCGAUCAAUGCAGCCAAAAUCCCAUGUCCUAAAACCGACAAAGACCUUCCGGUGCACCACAAAUUCAACAACUCUGCACUGUUUGCUGAAAAUAAAUCUUUCAGUGACAGAGCUGAUCAAGACUCCAAAUCAUCAAAAUAUCCAGAAGAAAAAAAUAUGGAUCUUAACAAGUUUGAUGCAAUGUUUUGGGCAAUGGGGGCCAGCAGCAUGGAAACCUUCUUCAUUUCCUUGGGACACAUGACGACCAAAAGCCUGCAGUUAACCAAAGAGGUUCUCAAUGAGCGAAAGCAGUUGGAGGCGGCUGUGGAAGGAAUCCAGCCCCAGGUACGGGCGGGGCUGGCGAAACUGGAACAGAUCCGAUCAACCAAACAACAGAUCGAAAAGUACAACGCCGACAUCGCUUUCAAUGAAAACUUUCAAUUUGAAGUUGAAAUUAUCAAGCCUGUUCAAAUUCCUACCAACGAGGGAGAGUUCCUCACUAACUGUCAGGAGUGUAACAUUACCUGUCAUUCCCCCUGUUACAUAACAGACGAUGAACAAAAGUUUGAGUGUGCUGCCAUGAAGGAUGAGAAAUGCACGGUUUGCCCUGGAAAAUGUGUCUGGACCAUACAUUUCAACCAGAAAUACAGGUGGGACUACGUCAAGGAGAAGCAUAUGAAGACGAUACAACAGGUGAAAGACAAGUAUGAAAAAGCCACUGAGGCGAAGAUCACAGUCGAGGAACUGAUUGGACACCAGGCAGAGGAGGUUCUCAAUCUUCAGGAUGAGAUAAUGUCCCUGAUGGACACGUCGUCUCGCUGUAUAGCUCGGCUGAAGGAGAUAGCUCUGCGGCCUAACCCGCUGAGCACGCCAGAGUACAUCGAGCUGCUCAUUGAGGGAGAGAAGUCAGAGGGCAAAAAGGGUUACCUGGCACGGAUUCAGUCUCUGGAAAACAUGAAAGGAAAUGCCCAAAUCAUGGUCAAGGCUUCCAAACGGGAGAAGCUCACUGAAAUAGAGGAAGAAUACAUUGAGGAUAGCCAGAAAAGAAAAGAAAAAAAGGGAUUUAAGAGCAAAAUGUGUGCUUUUUUUAAGGGUGACUGGCUCUGA